Molecule: messenger RNA, 543 nt
Organism: Mesorhabditis spiculigera
Lineage: Eukaryota; Metazoa; Nematoda; Chromadorea; Rhabditida; Rhabditidae
Source: the annotation of a GenBank genome assembly
AUGCCUCGCGCAGCCGCUACUACUCGUCGCGCCAAGAAGCGCGCCUCCACGCCCCGCAACGACAGCCCGACGAGCGGCGUGUCGACGGCCCACUCGAUCAGCCCCGGCAAGCCAGCCGCUCGUGGCCGCAAGCCCGGCAAGCGCGCUGCCGCCAAGCCGAAGCGCUCAUUGUCGUAUUCCCGGAAGGCCACCACUGCUCGCAGCACCACGCCCAGCCGCCGCCGCUCCAACUCGCGCUCCCGUUCCCGCUCUCGCUCCCGCAGCGUCUCCGCGCCCAAGAAAGCCCCUGCUCGCCGUGGGCGCGGCGCGAAGAAGACGCAAAGCCCCUGCUCGCCGUCGUGCCGCCACGAAGAAGGGACCGGCGGCCAGGUCGCGCUCGCGCUCAACGCGCCGCUCCUCCUCGCGCUCGUCUCGUUCGUCCCGCGCCGUCAAGAAGACUGUGGCGAAGCGCGGCCGCCCCGCCAAGAAGUGUUAAUCGAGCCGACAGCGCAGCCCGAGACGAACCAACAAAAAAGCCAACAUGAAGACGAAUUAAUUUUUCUG